AAUGAGUACGUUGAAAAAUAAAAAACGAAGAGGUCCUUAUAUGCAGUAUGCAGCCUUUGGCUCACAAGGCGUUAUACCUGAAAGAACAGCACGUGAUUUGAUGAUAAAAAGAAAAAAAUUAUGUGAAAAAAAUAAAGGUUUUGAAUAUCCUGCAUAUAAACAAAUAAACGUUCAACUUGAAUCUCCAGAUGAAUCAAUUAGUAAUACAAAUAUUGGUAUAUUGUCAGACAAUAAUUCACUACAUCAUUACGACAUAUCAUCUCAAACAUCUGCAGAUAGUAUUGAAUCUCCAAGUGUCCCAAGCAGUUUUAUUUCAGUAAAUAAUAUUCAAGAUGAUUUUCAAUUAUUACACGAAGAGCAACAAUUGAUUAAUAUUGAUGAUCCAGCAACGUUAAUGAAUGACACUGUAUCUUGUUCACGUAAUUAUGAUUUUCAAACCCUUCAACAAUGUCUACUUUUGGCUGCUUUCAAAUAUCGCCAUAAAGAAGCUACUUAUUCAUUGAUGGAAGAUUUUUCAAAAAUAUUGCAUGCUACGAAUAAUAAUUAUAAAAAAAUAUCAAAGUAUACUUUUCAAAAAAUGGUUAAUAAUUUUUCUAUGGGUGUAUCAAUUCAUCAUAUUUGUCUAGUUUGUGAAAAAUAUCUUGGAAAUAGCAAUUUUUUGUCUAAUGAUGAGGAAUAUGAAAAUAUAAAUGGAUUUAUUUUCUGUGAUACUUGUAAAAGUAAGAUAGACAAAAAACAAAAUAUAAAAGAAGGUAAUAUUUUUCUAUAUAUUUCCUUAAUUGAACAGCUGAAAGCUAAAUUUUCAUUGGAAGGUGACUUAAGUAAUUAUUUUAAUACAAGAAAAAUGAAAAAUGAAAAUGCGAUUGAGGAUAUUUUUGAUGCUAUGGGAAAAGAAUUGGCUGAGAAAAAGAGGUUGCCCUACAUGUUAAUUUCUUUGGCAAAAUUGAUUUCGUAUAAAUCAACAUCGGAACUACCCAGUUUAAUGGAUAUUGGGGCUGUGGUCUUUGUUUACAUUUUGGUCAGAGAGCGAAAAAAGGCAGGGGGACGAUACAUAUUCACCCUUUAAAUUCAAGAGGAUAUCCACAUGGAAAGGGACUACGAUCUCACGAUCAUCUUUUUCAACACGUUGAUAGUAUGAUGUUCGGUGUGAAAGGUAGAUCUGCUCUGCUUGAUGUACCAGAAUUUAACAUGAUCAACGGAAUGCCACCAGACUGGAUGCACGCAGUACUACUGGGAAUUUGUCGCCAGUUCUCAAAAAUAUGGUUCAAAUCUCAGAGGCAUACCAAAGGAUGUUUUAAACAAUUUAUAACAACAAUUGAUGAUAUUGUUAAAUCAUACCAACCAACAUUAGAUGAGACUAGAGUCCCUGAACAAAUUUAUGAUGCUAAAAAACUAAAAGCUCAUGAACUUGCAUUGUGGUUACUCAAUUAUAGUUUAGUGACAAUGAAAGAUAUUUUUCCUAAUAAAUUUGUCAGACACUGGAGCUUACUAGUUGAUGGAGUAUCGAUACUGUUGAAAGAAUCAAUUCAGAAAAAUGAGAUUGAUUAUAGUGAAAAAUGUUUGCUCGAUUUUGUUCGUGGUGUUGAACGUUCAUAUGGAAAAGAACAAGUGUCGUACAAUGUUCAUCUUCUCACUCAUUUGGCUCAAAGCGUUCGUGAUCUUGGUCCUUUAUGGGCCCAUAGUGCUUUUAUAUUCGAAAAUUUCAAUCAGCAAAUAAAAAAAAGUGUAAAAAGCUCCAAUGGUGUAGCUAAACAAAUAUGUGAUGGUUUCCGGUUGAAAUAUGCAAUUGAAAACAUGAAACUUGAAUGUCAGGAAAACUUGACUCAUGAAAUAAAUGCUUGUCUUGCUGAUAUGUUGAAAAUAAAACAAAAACCAAAAGCUAGCUUAGAUCUAGGUGAAGUUAAACUCACAGGGCAGCCAGUUAUACAAAAAUUGAAACCCAAUGAUUUUUUAGCAUGUCAACGAUCAAAUCUAGAUGUCGAACCAAAUAUUCCAGUACAAUAUUUUUCACAAACAUAUAUAAUUUCUACAAUAUUGUAGCGAGAUAGUAAUGCUCGAUGGUGCGCCACCUGGUAUGAUGCGUGAGUGUGAGAAUUGAUGAGAGAGAGACGGAGAAGAGAGAGAGAGAGAGUGGAGUUUUGGCUAUGGAGAACGUGUGCUCCGUACACUUGUGUCUUGGCUGGCAAGCAAGACGCUGGCAAAUAUUAAGUUGGCCAAGCCAACUCAAAUAAAUCCAAGUACUGAAUUGUGAAUCUAAAAUAUUAAACUGAUUUUUCAACUAAUUGAUUGUUGUAAAACAACAAUCAAUAUCAAAUUGUCAUUAAUUAAAUAAAAUAUAUUGUGUACACAACAAAAAUUGUCAAUUAAACAAGCUGAGCAAUAAAUCAAAACUUGGUAAACGACGACGUGAAUCAGGACGGCGUCCUUCCAUAAAUCACGCCGCCAUUACUCAAAAAUAAAACUUGUUGCAUCAGCGUUGAAGAAAUAAAAUCAAUUCAACAUCAACAAUUAUCAUUGCUGGCAAUUAUUCAACAUCAAUAAUAUUCAUUGCUGGUAAUUACACAACAUCAAAUAUUUGGACAUUUACUUGGUCUGAUCAACCAAGCAUUCCAAGGCCAACGAAUCAUCGUCAGCAUCAUCAAUUUAACAUCAAGAACUUCAAUCACCAGUCAGGUUAUAUUGGUAUGAGUAUGCGUGUGUUUUGU
Aphidius gifuensis is the source of this 2705-nucleotide messenger RNA. RefSeq lists its product as uncharacterized. The record is from RefSeq and is a predicted model, not a curated record. Lineage: Eukaryota; Metazoa; Arthropoda; Insecta; Hymenoptera; Braconidae. The coding region runs from base 2 to 1066 and encodes 354 amino acids. The transcript is spliced from 6 exons.